AUGGAUGGGUGGAUAAAGUGUCUGCUGGCGGUCGCGCUGGCGCUGGUAAGCAGCCAGCUUCCGCCGGUCGGCUCGAACGUCACCGAAACGCGACCGAAAGCCGGCGGCCGCGAUCGCUCCUCGUCCGCGCCGAUCGCUUCCCUGUCGUCCGCCUCGAUAGCGGCCGCGCUCGCCUCCCGCCACGCCAACGCGAACGUCGGCGGCAGCAGCGGGCCCAGCGCCGGAAACGGAAACGGAAGUGGAGGCCACGCCGCCGGAAGUGGCGGCCUCGGGAAAUGUAAUAUCGCCCAGUUGCGCUGCGCCAACGGGACCUGCAUACCGUCGUCAAAAUUCUGCGACGGUAAUUUCGAUUGCCUCGAUAAGAGCGACGAGCCCAAAUCUUGUACAGCCUGCAACCGGACGCUGUACGGAGAGGCCGGCCGGACGUACGAGCUCCAGAUCCUGAACCCCCGGGCCACGUUUCCUUUCGUGUGCCAUCUGAACUUUACCGCCACCGGGGGACUGUACGGCGACAUCGUGCAGCUCAAUCUCGCAAAGUUCAGCGUCGGCAAGUUUGUGGAGAACUUCCACGACCUCAAGCAGCACGGCGAGUGCACGGAAGGGUUCAUGACCAUCAGCGAGCAGGGUUUGCCGCACCUCGACGGGAAAUGGUGUGGCACCGCGUCCGGCUACACGAUAUACUACAGCGAAACCCGGUCGGUCAAUGUGACGCUGCGGCUGGAUAGGUUGCCGCAGGCGAGUAGCGGCAUCUCGAACGGGUUCGAGUUCCGGCUGAUCUACAAGUUCCUGCGGCAGAGCGACGCUAAGUUGCGGAACGACAACCGGAUAUGGAACGGUGACCUGGUGCCCGCCAGCUACUGCAAUCGGAACUUUUACGACUGCGACAAAAGGACCUGCCGAAUACGAUCGCCGAACUAUCCCGGCAUUUAUCCACGCAAUUUAACAUGUAAAUAUUAUAUUAAUCAUCGGGCGCCUCCGAGCGGUCUGCACGCGAUGAUCGUCCUCCGGCAGCCGGACGGGCAUAAAUUAAACAUGAAGGAGCAGGCGGCGCACCACGAGGCGAGCAACCGGAUUUUAAGGAGUUGGGAGCAGUGCGAUCAGGCGCAGGACUUUCUCAGCAUCUACGACGGAGCGGCACCGGAAGCACCAGCUAUCGGGCGAAUCUGUGGUGGUGAUGCCCUACCCGAUAUCGUCUCGAGCGGACCGGAGAUGCGUGUCGAGUUUCACACCUCCCCAUUUGACGUUCCGUUCCAUCCCAAUCCGGUCACCUUUUUGCCUGGCUUCGAGCUGGAAGUACAUGUGCUUUACGUCAACUCCAACUCCCAGUCGUACAUCCGGCAGCCGGGACGGUGCGAGUUCAUCAUCAGCGCCUUCGAGAGCCAGACGGGCGAGCUGGAGAGUCCGCAGCACACGCUGCCGCCGGAGAGUUCCUGCCUGUACCACUUCCAAGGCCGGCGGCACGAGACGGUAUGGGUGUCGUUCAUCAAGUACCACUCGGCCAUCGAUCCGACCGGGUUCGAGUCGCAGGCGGAGUGCGUCACGCAGUUGCGCAUCUGGGACGGCCGAUGGUCGGUGACGUCGCGCCCGUACGUAUUCCUAGGCGCCCCACCGGAGUACCAGCGGAACGCGAGCCUGAUCGAGCAGAUCUGCCGUGAGGAGGUGCCGAGGUUGUGCUCCCGAUCGCUGGUGGCCAAGGGAAGCCGACCCUGCUCGACACAAGAGAGCUACCUUUCGACGGGAUCGGACCUGACGAUCGAGUACCGGCCUAGCCCGAUCGGAACAGCCCGACUAUACGGUCCGGCAUCGGCGUUCAAACUGCGCUACGAGUUCGUGGACAACUCGCUCGGUGGUGCUCCACUGGAACCGCUAGUGGCGCCCUCGGCUAUGCCUGAACCGGCCGCGUUAGUCCAGUUUCAUCCCAAGUCUUGCGAUCGCGUAUUCCGUUCAUCGUCGGCAUCGCGCGGCAUCUUUCGGUCGCCCUCGAACGUGUUCAUGUAUGGUCGCGGCGGUUCGCCCAACAUUUCCUGCAUCAUCCGGUUUGAGGCGAGUGCAGGUGAAAGUGUGAGGUUGACGAUAACUCGCGCCCGCUUCGGAGGUCGCUCCUGUCAGAACAUGCAGAACCGUUCCGGCCGGUGGCACUGCAACCAUCACGGUGGCCCCGUGUCGGACCUGCGCAUCAGUGAGGUACCGUGGACGGACGUGCCACCGCUGCCCCGGGAUUGCCUCUGCUCGGACGUGUCCGGUUCGAUUACGCUGGCACCACUUGCGGCCAGCAUCGUCGAGGUCAAGUUCACCACGCUGCAGAUGGAGGUGGAUCAGGAUUUCCGAGACUUUUACUUCGAAGGCCGGUACGAGUUCGCCCGCGACGGCUGCGAAACGGACUGGACCGAGCGGCGCCUCCGGGGGCGCAGUGGAGACGCCUACCUGAAGCCGACACCGUGCCCAGCCCUCAUCCAACCGUGGCUGCUCGAACCGGACACCGACAGCAGCUAUCUGGUGCUGAAGCUGAAGGGCUUCUGGAUGCCACCGUUGCUCCAGUCCGCACCACCCUGCCCGACCGACGCCCGCAUCACCGUCUACUCGACGAACAAUCCGCGGGGUUCGCGGGACCUCUGCCCUUCCGGCCCGGACGUGGUUGCCUUCUCCGACGGCUGGGACCGUGCGUACGAGUUCAGUGCGACCGAGCUCUCGCGCAGCCUGAUCGUCGAGUUCAAGAGCCCCCGACGGCCGUCGCUCGAGAUGUUCGAGUACAAGUUCUCCUGGAUGGAGAUCUUCCCGGCGCACGACUGCCCGCACCGCUGCCAGGAGCUGCAGGCGUGCAUCCCGGCCGAACUGUGGUGCGACGGUCGGGCCCACUGUCCCUCGGGGCAGGACGAAAGUCCGGCCGAGUGCGACCUCCGGCUUCCGCUGUCUCCGCUGCACGUCGGACUGGCCGCCGCUACCCUUACGCUGGUGCUGUCGUUAGCCGCCGGCCUGACGGCCUGUGCCCGUCGCAAGCGCGUCGAGAAGAAGCACCUCCAGUCGGCUGGCAGCGGACGCCACCUGGCCGAUGCCGCGAGCCGGGCGGGCUACGGCGGGCACCAUCACCAUCCGGCUGGGUACCCGCACGCCAACCAUCACCUCUCGUCGAGCCACGCCCUGACGCCGCUGUACCUCGACCCGGCGAAGGACAGCUUCUGUUGA
This is a messenger RNA of Anopheles coustani, 3183 nucleotides long. RefSeq lists its product as uncharacterized. Bases 1 to 3183 code for a protein of 1060 amino acids. The record is from RefSeq and is a predicted model, not a curated record. Lineage: Eukaryota; Metazoa; Arthropoda; Insecta; Diptera; Culicidae. The transcript is spliced from 10 exons. Gene Ontology annotation, cellular component: plasma membrane. Gene Ontology annotation, molecular function: protein binding.